This is a messenger RNA of Vanrija pseudolonga, 1210 nucleotides long. RefSeq lists its product as uncharacterized. The transcript has 2 exons. The record is from RefSeq and is a predicted model, not a curated record. Bases 50 to 1210 code for a protein of 386 amino acids. NCBI's taxonomy places the organism in Eukaryota, Fungi, Basidiomycota, Tremellomycetes, Trichosporonales, Trichosporonaceae.
AACUUGUAACAUUAUCACGCACAUUCACGGCAUAGAGAGGGCAUAGAACAUGACACUGGAGCAGGCAUUACUAGAGACGACAAUUGGCGACACUCCCGCCAAGUCGGCCAUCGUCGCGGCACGAGACGCCGCAGACCCACAGCCUGUCGAGCUGGAGUCAGCCGCAGAGGCUGAUGUCGCCUUCACCGCGGCUGCACUCGACUCUGACGCCUUUCCGCACAUCCUCGAAGCCGUCGUUGCCUACGCGCCGUACGAGAGUCUCCUUGCGCUGCGCGCCACGUGCCGCGGUCUGAAAGCCCAGGUGGACACGAUUCUCGCGGCCCACGUCGCGCUCGCGGGGGCGGACGACGAGGGGGAGGUGGCGCCUCGGGGUAUGUACACGGUCAUUACACCGUAUGGUGCGGCGCCGUCUCUCCGAGGCGCGCGCGCGGCCCGAUUCGCACCUCGCUGGGACCGGCCCAUUGCGCUCGAGCCCGAGCACUCGUUGUUGCGUCACACACGCGUCCUGGACGUGCAGGCUCCUGUCGCUAUCCCCGACGAGGAGGUGCUUGCGCUCCACCUUGCCAACGUCCACACUGCGCGCCUCCACACAACCAUCUUUGAGGACCGCCUGCCUCUGGACUUGCUAUACCUGACCAGAAUCCCUACCGUGGUGCAGUUCGCGCGACUCGACCAACUAUCCGACGUUGCCCGCGCGUGGGUGUCCGACCUGUCCGACCACGUCCGCACACUCAUCCUCAACCUCGAAUUUGACCUCGGCGCGAUGGACGACGACAAGCUGGACGCGAGUUUCGUCAGCGACAGGUUGCACCUGUUCCGCCUGCCGCAGACGCUCGGCGAGUUUGUGCUUGUCUGUCGCGUGACGUCGGAGGGGACGUUCUCCAACGCGCAGCUCCGUCGCCUCAGUGUCCAACUCGCCCGAGCCGUCGGCUUUGAAAUCUCCGUCAGCCUCGACAACCGCAACGGCUUGCACGGGCCGCGGUUCACCCUCGUCGGGCUCGAUGCUAUCGGCGCGCUCGCUGGCCACGAGCCUGGGCACAUGCGCGAGCGUGUGCAGGAGAUUGUGCACGGCGAGGUCGAGUCGUUGUUGGGCCGCGGCAACCACGACGUGUUUACUCGGCGGGUGCUUGGACGCAUGAGCUUCCCGACCUUGGACGAGUACGAGGCGAGGGUGGGUGCGGCAGAGUUUGGGCUGCGGACACGGCUGUAG